Molecule: messenger RNA, 1299 nt
Organism: Platichthys flesus (European flounder)
Lineage: Eukaryota; Metazoa; Chordata; Actinopteri; Pleuronectiformes; Pleuronectidae
Product: claudin-10-like
Exons: 5
Coding region: 131-739 (202 amino acids)
Biological process (GO): bicellular tight junction assembly; cell adhesion
Cellular component (GO): plasma membrane; bicellular tight junction
Molecular function (GO): structural molecule activity
Source: RefSeq, a predicted model, not a curated record
UUGAACUUGCUCGUGCUGUGCCGAGCCUAAUUUUACAAACUUUACCAGCCAGGGAACCAUUGCUCAAUUUUGAGGCCAACGAUCAACAUAGGAGCCAGCGUCUGUUGUGUGGAGAACUCCUCUGUGCAGCAUGAGCAACCUUUAUGUGGAGAUCGUGGCCUUCAUAUUAAACAUUUCUGGGUGGGUGCUGGUGUGCUCCACCUUGCCGACGGACUACUGGAAGGUCUACUCACUAGAUGGAGUAGUUUUAGCCACUGCUACCUACUGGUCCAAUCUGUGGAAGACAUGUGUCACCGAUUUGACAGGAGUCUCCGACUGCAAAGGCUUUCCCUCCUUGCUGGCACUGGACGGUUACAUCCACACAUGCAGAGGACUGAUAAUCACUGCCGUCUGUUUGGGUUUCUUUGGUUCUGCAUUUGCCCUGUUUGGAAUGAAAUGCACCAAAAUCGGAGGAAGUGAAAGAACCAACGCGAGGAUCACCUGCGUUGCUGGUGUUGAUUUCAUUCUAAGUGGCCUCUGCUCACUGUCAGCGUUCUCCAUUUACGCAAAUCAGAUCACGUCAGAGUUUUUUGACCCAAAGUUUUUUGGUCAAAAGUAUGAACUGGGAGCUGCUCUAUAUAUUGGAUUCGGAGGCUCAGUCCUCUGUAUCAUUGGAGGCAGCAUGCUCUGUUUCUCCAUCACAAAUUCCUUCACAAAAAGUCACAGUAAGGAAAACUCUAUCUACAAUGGUGCAGCCUGACGUUUUCAUAUCUCCUCCAACCCAAGAGAGCGGGCAAGCAAUGUAAACCUGCAAACCUGCUGGAUUCAGCACUUUGAUAAGAAUGUGCCUUUUACAUCUGAGGAAUGUGGACGAAAAAGACUUUUAGUUGACGCCACUGACAGGUGCUAAAAGAUGUACUACUUCCGUAAUACACAGAAAGAUAAAUUAAUAUUGGUGGUUUCGGUCUUGAAUACAUUUAAAUUGAUUCUAUUGUAUCAUCUGUAAAUUGCAACAAUUGUUCUGUUGGUUGUAUCUUUAACUGUAAAAAAUAUGUAAACUGUGUCGGACACAGAUUUCUUGUUUGUUAUUAUUCGACCAUCAUCUACCAUUUUGUAAUAAGUAAAGUUAAAGAUAAAAAAAACAGCUGCAGCUUGUCUUUGUGUUUAAAAAAGUGUGCAGUAAAUAAUGUGCAGCUUCACUUUCUUAUCUGUUAUGGCUAAAAACAAUGCUUCAAACUGAAUAUUAAUGUUGGUCACAUUACGUCUGGUGGUGUGUGGCAGGUUUAAACAUUUCUCAUAAACUCUAGAGAAUCAAAUAAA